CUUUGACGUGGCAGUGUUGGGGGAGGAUGUGAGCUUGGGGAGCAUGUCUCUACAUCCCCUGACAGAAGAAUCUGGAAGGAAUGGUGACAAAGACAUAAAACUUUGUGAUUAUAAUGGUUACAUCAUAUAUCCUGGGGUCAUUUAUGUGAUUUAUCGACAAACAGUUGUUUCAAACUUUAUAUUCUAGCAUAAAAUGCACAUUCUGUUCUGUAAAACACUGCCAACUCAGCAGCGCAAAUUUGGGUUCAGUGGUAAAAAUAUUAUACAGGACAAAACAUUAUCAUCUUCCAUUACACAUUUCAUGCCAAAAUAUACAAUUUUAUAUUUACAACUCUUAGUUUAAAUGAAGAUGACACUAGUUUAAUGGCAGAGAUUAACUGAUUGUUUGCAGAUUUCAGAAGGCUUUAGGACCUUGCAGAGGUUGAAUCUUGUGGUCAUUGGAUCCAGAGGGAGGACUCUCCCAGCUUCCCUAGGAAAUCCAAACAUCCUCAUUCGAAUAGCCCGGCUCCAGCUUCUAGAAGUUUCUUUCCUGGAGUAUAAAGGCCUCUGUGUCAAACAUUCUGCAGCAAAGCAGCAUCUGGGAAAAGAAGAAGAGAACAUCUGAGAAAAGAAGAGGAACACAUCUGAGAAAAGAAGAGGAAAACAUCUGAGAAAAGAAGAGGAACACAUUCAAACAACUGUCCAAGAGUGAAAAUCGCAAUCGUUGACAACUAUGAAUAUGAAAACGUAUCAAGGCUUUCAUUGCUGCCCAAAAAUACAGCAAGCAUGUUGGUAUCCAACCUCAUUGCUCUGUGCCUUUUGGCUGUGGCAGUGUCCGGUGAGGACAAAAAGCUGAGUCCCCAUGCAACCUCCAUGGCAGACACCAGCGCUAACCUGGCCUUCAAUCUCUACCACAAUAUCGCCAAAGAAAAGGAUCUUGACAACAUCCUCAUCUCUCCUGUGGUGGUGGCCUCCUCUCUGGGAAUGGUUGCCAUGGGCGGCAAAUCCUCCACUGCGUCCCAGGUGAAGAGUCUCCUGAAGGCUGACACCCUGAAGGAUGACCAUCUGCACACAGGGCUGUCCGAGCUUCUGACUGAGGUGAGCGACCCCCAUGCCCGCAACGUCACGUGGAAGAUCAGCAACAGGAUGUAUGGCCCCAGCUCAGUCAGCUUUUCUGACGACUUUGUCAAGAACAGCAAGAAGCACUACAACUACGAACACUCGAAGAUCAACUUCCGUGAUAAGAGAAGCGCCAUUAACUCCAUCAAUGAGUGGGCUGCCAAGUCAACUGACGGAAAGCUGCCAGAAAUUACCAAGGAUGUGAAAAACACAGAUGGGGCUAUGAUCGCCAAUGCUAUGUUCUUUAAACCCCACUGGGAUGAGAAGUUCCACCACAAGAUGGUUGACAACCGUGGUUUCCUGGUUUCCCGCUCUCACACGAUCUCUGUUCCAAUGAUGCAUCGCACAGGUAUCUACGGCUUCUAUGAAGACACACAGAACAAGCUGCUUGUGGUCAGCAUGCCUUUGGCACAUAAGAAGUCCAGCAUGAUUUUCAUCAUGCCCUACCAUGUGGAGCCUCUGGAAAGGCUGGAGAAACUGCUCACUCGCCAGCAGCUGGACACCUGGGUCAGCAAGCUCGAGGAGAUAGCGGUCGCCAUCUCUCUACCUAAAGUUAGCAUGGAAGUCAGCCACGACCUUCAGAAACAUCUUGCAGAACUUGGUCUCACUGAAGCUGUGGACAAGUCUAAGGCAGACCUGUCCAACAUUUCUGGCAAGAAAGAUCUUUACCUCGCCAAUGUCUUCCAUGCCUCUGCCUUGGAGUGGGACACAGAGGGAAACCCAUUUGACACCAGCAUUUAUGGUAGCGAGAAGAUCAGGAACCCCAAGCUCUUCUACGCCGACCAUCCCUUCAUUUUCCUAGUGAAAGACAACAAGACCAACUCCAUUCUUUUUCUUGGCAGGCUAGUUCGGCCUAAGGGUGAUAAAAUGAGAGAUGAAUUGUAACUUUUAGGCUAUUGAUGUUUUAAAAUGGUAUUAUUGUUAUUAUUGGUUUGACUGUUACCUCAUGUGG
Messenger RNA from Sinocyclocheilus anshuiensis, 2050 nucleotides. Its product is annotated as serpin H1-like. Gene Ontology annotation, cellular component: endoplasmic reticulum. The record is from RefSeq and is a predicted model, not a curated record. The transcript is spliced from 6 exons. Gene Ontology annotation, biological process: negative regulation of endopeptidase activity; collagen fibril organization. Gene Ontology annotation, molecular function: serine-type endopeptidase inhibitor activity. Lineage: Eukaryota; Metazoa; Chordata; Actinopteri; Cypriniformes; Cyprinidae. Bases 766 to 1983 code for a protein of 405 amino acids.